Pelobates fuscus (common spadefoot toad) is the source of this 1728-nucleotide messenger RNA. RefSeq names its product abhydrolase domain containing 3, phospholipase (gene ABHD3). Bases 125 to 1357 code for a protein of 410 amino acids. Gene Ontology annotation, biological process: medium-chain fatty acid biosynthetic process; phosphatidylcholine metabolic process; medium-chain fatty acid catabolic process. The transcript has 9 exons. The record is from RefSeq and is a predicted model, not a curated record. Gene Ontology annotation, molecular function: monoacylglycerol lipase activity; acetylesterase activity; glycerophospholipid phospholipase A1 activity. NCBI's taxonomy places the organism in Eukaryota, Metazoa, Chordata, Amphibia, Anura, Pelobatidae.
CUCCCCAUCCCUGUGCAGCGCCGGUUCCUGGGCUGAUCCGAGUUCACUGCUGCCGGGGCGGCCGGUGUUCUCCUCUCCAUGUAGCAGCGGCUGAAGGUCGCCGAGGCGAACACCGGGUGUGACAAUGCUGGGGAUCAUCAGCCUGCAGGGGCUCACCAGGGACCUGUCCCUCUACCUGGAGAACCAAGUCCGAGUGGGGCUGUUCGGCUCCGGGGUGGGACUGUCAUUGGUGCUGGGCUUCGGUGCAGCCUAUGCCUGCUAUUACCUGAGUGUCAUUGCCAAGAAGCCUCAGCUGGUGAUUGGAGGAGAAGCUUUCUGCCGUUUCCUGAAGCAACACUGCCCUACGCUGACUGAAACAUACUACCCCACAUUGUGGUGCUGGGAAGGCAGAGUACAGACAUUGCUGAGACCCUUCAUCACUGUCAAACCACUGGUUCAUUACAACAACGAGCUUAUUAAAACAGCAGAUGGAGGGCAGAUUUCUCUGGACUGGUUUAAUAAUGAUGGUAAUGCAAUUUAUCCAGACGCCAGUAUGAGACCUACAAUCCUUCUUCUGCCUGGUCUCACGGGAACAAGUCGAGAAUCCUAUAUACUCCACAUGGUUACACAUAGUGAAGGACUCGGAUACAGGUGUGUUGUGUUCAACAAUCGAGGGGUCGCUGGUGAAGAUCUUUUGACCCCAAGGACAUACUGUGCGGCAAACACGGAGGACCUGGAGACGGUCAUCCAGCAUGUACACAAUAUGUAUCCUGAUGCCCCACUUAUGGCUGCUGGGGUUUCAAUGGGAGGAAUGCUGCUGCUGAAUUACCUAGGUAAAACUGGGCGACAGACGCCACUAAGGGGUGCUGCAGUGUUCUCAGCUGGCUGGGAAGUUUUUGAAUCUGCUAUUGUCCUAGAGAAACCUAUUAAUUGGAUACUUUUCAAUUACUAUUUAACAACCUGUCUCCAGGCUUCAAUUAUCAGACAUCGUGCCAUUUUGGAGAAACAAUUUGAUAUUGAUAACAUUAUGAAGGCAAAAUCGAUCAGAGAAUUUGACACAAGAUUCACGUCUGUGAUGUUUGGGUAUCCUACAAAUGAUCACUACUAUAAAGAUGCAAGUCCGUGCCAUCGAGUGAAAUCAAUUGAGAUACCAGUAUUGUGCCUAAAUGCUGUGGAUGAUGUGUUUUCACCUGGGCAUGCAAUCCCUGUGGAAAGUGCCAAACAAAAUCCAAAUGUAGCACUCGUCCUUACAUCGUAUGGAGGCCAUAUUGGUUUUCUUGAAGGAAUCUGGCCACGUCAACAAACAUACAUGGAUAGAGUCUUUAAGCAGUUUGUCCAAGCUAUAUUUGAGCAUGGCAAUGAAAUCUACAAUAUGUAACAUAAGGUUGUUGUUUUUUUAAUUGUUUUUAUUUGUCAAGUUCAUUAAUGUAUAGCAUCAGGUUCUGCUCUAGCAAAUCAGCUUAUGCACAAGUUAACCCACGAGUUGUUGAUGAGUCUGGGAUUAACCCUUCUGAACGUGAGAGAGUUGCCUAACGGCAAAACACAACCCUCUGAUAUUUAACAGGUUAAGCGUCUACAGAUGCAUUGGGGUUAACAAAAAAGCCAAAAUGCCAGUGAACUAGGUGUAAGCAUCUGGCAUUCAAAAACUUGCACAUACUGUUUUGUAGCCAGACCUUACAUGUAGGAAGGUUAGCCUUUUGUAAUUAUUAUUAUUAUUAUUUGUAUGUUCUACCAAGAAAGACCUUAAAG